Elgaria multicarinata webbii is the source of this 1893-nucleotide messenger RNA. Its product is annotated as zinc finger protein 420-like. NCBI's taxonomy places the organism in Eukaryota, Metazoa, Chordata, Lepidosauria, Squamata, Anguidae. Bases 1 to 1893 code for a protein of 630 amino acids. The record is from RefSeq and is a predicted model, not a curated record. The transcript is spliced from 5 exons.
AUGUCCUACUUGGUGCAACAGCCGAUGACCUCCAAGCCUGACCUCGUCUCCCAGCAAGAGCGAGAGGAAGAGCCACAGCUGCCCAGUCUUCAGGCCUCGGACGGAAUGGAGACCGCUGAGACUGACGGCAGCUCAGGUGAAAAUUCAGGACCUGUGAGCCAUCAAGGAACCCAUACUAGAAGAAGACCACGUAAACGCUUAGAGUGUGGCAAAUCAUUUGUCCAUCUUCAUGUACACCAGAGAGUCCACGCGGGAGAGAAACCCUACAAAUGCAGAGACUGCGGGAAAUGCUUUUCCCAGAGUCAACAACUAUUGAGACAUCAGCGAACCCAUACUGGAGAAAGGCCUCAUCAGUGUUUGGAAUGUGGCAAAUCAUUUGCUAUAAAGUCAAGCCUUGUGAUUCACCAGAGACUUCACACAGGAGAGAAACCUUAUAAAUGCUGGGAGUGUGGGAAAUGUUUUGCUCAAAAUGCACAGCUUUGGAUCCACAGGCAAGUUCACAUGGGAGUGAAAGCCUACAAAUGCUUAGAGUGUGGGAAAAGUUUUCGGCAGCGUUCAGGACUUGUGAGCCAUCAGAAAACUCAUAGAGGAGAAAAGCCCCACAAGUGUUUAGAGUGUGGGAAAUGUUUCUCCAAGAAAUCACACCUUUUGCGACAUCGGAGAAUCCACAUGGUAGAGAAACCCUAUGAAUGCAGGGAAUGUGGGAAAUGUUUUGGAGGCCGUUCAGACCUUAAGGCACAUGAGAGGGUGCACAAUGGAGAUCGGCCCUAUACAUGCAUGGAGUGUGGGAAAGGUUUUGGUGUACCAUCACAUCUUCAAAUUCAUCAAAGAAUCCAUACUGGAGAGAGGCCCUACGAAUGUGUUGAGUGCGGGAAGUGCUUUCACCAGAAGCAACACCUUCAGAGUCACCAGAGAGUCCACACAGGAGAAAAGCCAUACAAGUGUUUGGAGUGUGGGAAAUGUUUGGCCAGCAAAUCAUACCUUACUCAACACCAGAGAAUACAUACAGGAGUGAAGCUGUAUGAAUGUGAGGAGUGCGGAAAAUCUUUUCUUGCCAUGCGACAGCUUACUAGCCAUAAGAGAGUGCACAGAGGAGAGAAACCAUAUAAAUGUUUGGAUUGUGGAAUAUCGUUUCGUCAUCAAUCAAGUCUUAAGGGACACCAAAGAAUCCAUACAGGGGAGAAACCCCAUGAAUGUUUGGACUGUGGGAAAUGCUUUUCUCGUAAAGAUAGCCUUAUGACACACCAGAGAGUCCACACAGGAGAGAAGCCCCAUAAAUGUUUGGAGUGUGGGAAAUGCUAUUCUCAAAAAUCACAGCUUGUUAAGCACCAGAGAGUCCACACACAUGAGGAAUCUUACGAAUGCACAGAGUGUGAGAAGUGUUUUGCAAAAGAAUCACAACUUCUAACCCAUCAGAGAAUGCAUUUAGGAGACCACCCCUUCAAAUGCUUUGAAUGUGGGAAAUGCUUUUCCAGGAAAGGUGGCCUUACAGUGCACCAGAGAGUCCACACAGGAGAGAAGUCCCAUAAAUGUUUGGAGUGUGGGAAAUGCUUUUCCAGGAAAGAUAGCCUUACAGUGCAUCAGAGAGUCCACACAGGAGAGAAGCGAAAGAAGACAUACAAAUGCAUGGAGUGUGGGAAAUGUUUUGUAGAGAAAUCGAACCUUGCUAAACAUCGCAAAGUCCACACAGGAGAGAAACAAUAUAAAUGCUUGGAGUGUGGGAAACUGUUUGCUCAUCAAUCAGAUCUUAUGAGUCACAGAAGAAUCCACAAAAAAGUGAGACCUCAUAAAUGCUUGGAGUGUGGGAGACGUUUUUCCCGGAAAGAUACCCUUACAGUGCACGAGAGAGUCCACACAGGAGAGAAGCCUUAUAAAUGUUUGGAGGAGGCAUGA